Messenger RNA from Indicator indicator, 954 nucleotides. It is a transcript of the gene DNAJB13, whose product is annotated as DnaJ heat shock protein family (Hsp40) member B13. Lineage: Eukaryota; Metazoa; Chordata; Aves; Piciformes; Indicatoridae. Gene Ontology annotation, cellular component: cytosol. The record is from RefSeq and is a predicted model, not a curated record. Bases 4 to 954 code for a protein of 316 amino acids. Gene Ontology annotation, molecular function: protein-folding chaperone binding. The transcript has 8 exons.
GCCAUGGGCCAGGAUUACUACGCGGUGCUGGAGCUGGGCCGCGACGCCUCGCUGGCCGACAUCAAAGCGGCCUACCGGAGGCUAGCCUUGAGGAACCAUCCCUCCAAAUGCAGAGAGCCCUGGGCACCACGGAGGUUCAGGCAGCUGGCAGAGGCCUACGAUGUCCUCAGCGACCCCAUGAAGAGAGGCAUCUAUGACAAGUUUGGAGAAGAAGGGCUGAAAGGAGGCAUCCCCUUGGAGCUUGCUGGUGACAACCCCUGGUCUGUUGGCUAUGUGUUUCACAACAACCCUGACAAGGUCUUCAAGGAGUUCUUUGGUGGAGACAAUCCCUUUGCAGAGUUCCUUGCUGAGGAUGGCUCAGAGCUGUUCCUGCCCUUCGGGGGGCUGCGUGGCCGUGGGGCUGUGCAGCAGGAGCCUCCUGUGCUGAGGGAGCUCCACCUGGGCCUUGAGGACCUCUUCCAUGGCUGCACCAAGAAGAUUAAGAUCUCCCGCAGGGUGAUGAAUGAGGAUGGUCAGACCAGCACCAUACGAGAUAAGAUCCUCACCAUUGAUGUGCAGCCAGGCUGGAGGCAGGGCACCAAGAUCACCUUUGAGAGGGAAGGGGACCAGGGCCCAAACCUCAUCCCAGCUGACAUCACCUUCAUUGUGCAAGAGAAGCAGCACCCAAGGUUCAAGAGAGUCAAGGACAACCUCAUCUAUGUUGCCACCAUCCCCUUGGGAAAGGCCCUGGUUGGCUGCACAGUGGAUGUGAGGACACUGGAUGGGAGGCUCUUGAACAUCCCCAUCAAUGACAUCGUGGACCCCAAGUACUGUAAAGUGGUGCCAGGGGAGGGGAUGCCACUGCCCCAGGACCCCCAGCACAAGGGUGACCUCCUCAUCUACUUCAACAUCUGCUUUCCCAAGAGGCUCACCCCCCAGAAGAAAAUGCUCUUGAAAAGGGUUCUCCUGUCCUAG